Messenger RNA from Eublepharis macularius, 2396 nucleotides. RefSeq names its product aconitate decarboxylase 1 (gene ACOD1). Lineage: Eukaryota; Metazoa; Chordata; Lepidosauria; Squamata; Eublepharidae. The record is from RefSeq and is a predicted model, not a curated record. The transcript has 5 exons. Gene Ontology annotation, molecular function: lyase activity. The coding region runs from base 111 to 1538 and encodes 475 amino acids.
AACUGUUCAUAUGGUAUAAAAGGGACUAUCUGUCCCACCCUAAGGUUUGUCAAGAAGAUUUCUCUGGUGCACGUUUCUUGUCCAGAAGAAAAACUGCUGUUCGUGGCACCAUGUGGGCAAAGAAUAUUACUGGAAAUUUUGCAAAUGUGAUCCACGGGUUGAAGGCCAGCCACUUGACCGACGUGGUCCUUCGGAGGAGCAAACGGAUGAUUCUUGAUACCUUGGGCGUUGGACUGUUGGGCACCAGAACAGACGUCUUCCAAAAAACAAUUCAGUACAGUAAGAUCUACAGCUCUGAUACAUCCAGCACUGUCUGGGCUCACCCAGCUAUCCGGCUUCCUCCCCUGUAUGCAACUUUUGUGAACGGAGUAGCGGUUCACUCCAUGGAUUUUGAUGACACGUGGCACCCCACCACACACCCCUCCGGGGCCGUGUUGCCUGCUCUCCUCGCAGUCUCUGAAGCUCUGCCUGAAAAGCAGAAGGUUUCUGGCCUCGACCUGCUUCUGGCUUUCAACAUCGGAAUUGAGGUUCAAGGCAGACUGAUGCACUUUUCCAAUGAGGCCAGCAACGUCCCUAAAAGAUUCCACCCACCAUCCAUUGUUGGCACUCUGGGAAGUGCUGCGGCUGCUGCCAAACUUCUGGGCCUUGACCAGUUCAAGGGUAAGGAGGCACUGGCUAUCGCUGCCUCUUAUGCUGGGGCGCCAUUGGCCAAUGCAGCCACACAAACCAAGCCCCUCCACAUGGGCAAUGCAGGCAGGCAUGGCUUGGAAGCAGCCUUCUUAGCGUCCUCAGGUCUUCAAGCAAACAAGCUGAUCCUGGACCUUGAAUCGGGCUUUGGCGCCUUUUAUGCAGACUACUUACCCCAGCCUCUGCCGAGCUUGCAAUCCUAUACAUGGCUUCUGGAUCAACAAGAUGUCGCUAUCAAGAGCUUUCCAGCACACCUGGGAACCCACUGGAUGGCUGAGGCAGCCUUGGCCGUAAGGAAGCACCUGGCCAAGAGUGGAGAAUCCCUCCCAAGUGGCCGAAUCAAGACAAUUGUUCUGAAAGUCCCAGACAUUCAGUAUGUGAACAGGCCAUUCCCCGCCUCAGAGCACGAAGCCCGACACUCCUUCCAGUUUGCUGCCUGCACCGCCCUUCUGGAUGGCUUCAUCUCUGCGGAGUCCUUCCAGCAGCAGAACAUCUCCAGGCCCGAGUUAAGCGAACUGCUCAGAAAGACAAACCUGGAGCACUCUUCCGACAACCAGCCCAGCUUCAAGAACCUCUACUGUGAAGUGACAAUCGUCCUUCAGGAUGGGGGGGUGUUGACCGAGCGCUGCGACACUUUCUACGGGCACUGGAGGAAGCCGCUAAGCAAGGGGGAUCUGGUGAAAAAAUUCCAGUCUAAUGCCACCACUGCUCUUUCACUGGAAGCCACGGAAAGCAUUGUGGAAAUCGUCGAUAACUUAGAAAAGCUAGAAGACUGCAGUGUGUUGACCUCCCUUCUCCAGGGGGAUGAGCGGACAAACAAGCUGUUAAAACGCAGCAGUGCACAGAUUUGACUUGUCAAACUUGCCGUGUCUUAGCAGCCUCUAGGCACUUUCCAAGAUCCAGGGGCUUUAUUAUAUCUCUUCUUGAAGGUCUUCCAGAAUGGACAAAUUAAGGCAUCCUGCAAAGUGAAUGGAAGUCUGUUGGCUGCAUUAUGUUUAUACAUCAUCUAUCUAAUAGCCAAGUGGGCCCUCCUGUGCGGAUCCAUAAAUCUGUGGAUCAUAGCCACUUGCCUACAAAUCAAGCGCUUCUGCAACCUUGGGGAACCCCCAGAGUUGCAGAGAAUUUUGAAAACCAGCACGAAACAAGACUGUGCUGUCUGCAUAUGCUCAGACAAUUACCUCCUCCUCUUCCUCCUUUCCCUGAAGAGGCAGGGGUGGGAGGGAGGCUGCGGCUGUUGCAGUGAGCCUGGGAGAAGGUUGGCUGAGGAGGGAACGCCAUUGCUGCUGCCUCCAAUGAGACAGAGAACAUGGAUUCGCCCAGGUGGUGGUGGGCAGAUGCAGCUGCCACUGUUGCUGCAGUCAACAUGCAUUCUGCCAGACAGGAAGUGUAGGGAGCUCCACUGCUACCCUCCUGGCAGCACAGCUGAGCUCUACUGGGUAGGGAACACUGCUGCUGUCCUUGAGAUGGUGACACACAAAUGGGUCAGAGGGGAAUCCCUGCCCCACGAUUCUUGGGGAGGGCCACUUGUGCAUGUAUAAAAAUGCAAUGGUUGGAACCAAAGGAAAAGAACGUAUCUGUGAUUCAGUGCCCCAGUGGGAAUUUAGGCUUGUUUCCACAAACAGCAGCCUCUGGCACCCCAUGGCAAACUUCUGAGGAAACGACAUGGCAGGGUCGAGGCGGGGAAAGGAUCAAAGAAAAAAAGUGCCAGU